CACUCACCACUGGACACGAAGUAACUCCCUUAGAAACAAACACCGCCCAACACACAUACACACACACAAUGCUGCAUACAAUCGCAAUCCUCACGGGGACAGAAUCACAGCCACACAGCUUUAACCUACACACAAAGAGGAACACAUGGUCACACAACCACACCUACACACUCCAGGGCCAUAUAAUCACACACACACACACACACACACCCUCAAACACAGCGUCGCACACGGUGGCACCCACAUAUGAAUGCUGCCCAUAUCCGCACACAGGGUGUCACAGCAGUCGCGAUCACACACACACACACACAAACACACACACACAAUUUCACAAUCGCCCCUCGCCAGUCCGUCGGGCUGCAACAGACCCCAUGCUCAUCUCAGUCCCCGCCCCAGGACACGUCAGCCUGCAGUCACCGCCCCAAGCCGUUGGAGCCCAGCCCCCGGGUCCAGGGCCGCUCUCCUCGGAGCCGCUCGCCGGGUCGGGAGCAGUCGCCGGCUCCGCGCCCUCUGGGGCAGUUUGGUUCGGAUCCGCGCAGCUGCAAAGAUGGCGUCCGGCUGGAGCCCCGCGGAAGGGGUCGCUCGGGAUCCCUGAACAGCGCCUCGGGGUCUCCUGGGGGUUCUGGCCGAGCCCUGCAGGGUGGCUCCCCCACGAAGGGAGCCCAGGGUUUCAGAGCUGACCGUAACCCCCUUGGCUCACCUCUGCCCUCUCCCAGAGAUCAACCCCGGUAGAGGGUUUGAGUCCUGAGACUGCCUCCUCCCGGCUCUGCCCCCGCCAGGCAGUCCCACAAACUCCGGCGGAGGAAGGAAAGUUCUAGCGAAAAACAGACUCGAACCACUGAACCUUCUGGGAAGUGUAAUCCAUAGUCAAAAAAAAAAAAAAAAAAAAAGAAGACGGGCCAGGAAAGGUGGAUUCGUUCCGGCGUUGAACCCGAGCCUGGCGAGGCUAGGAGACAUCGGGCGGUAGCCGGCCGCAGGAGUGCGCAGGCGCAGACCCUGGCUCGCCAUCGUCGUCUUUGUCUGCUGAUGCCUGGGAAGCUUAUAAACUGAUAAAGGUGCAACUUGAAAGACUUGUGUGAAAAUAUAAACUCAGAAAACCUAGGCAACAAAGUCUUUUUCUCUGAGCAGAGACAUCAAUUCUUCACUUCUGUGUAUGGGACUCAGUUUAAAAAUUUUUUAAAUAUAAUUUAUGCUUCUACAUAACUUUUGCCUAAAUAUGAGAGAAGCUGUGUAAGAAAUAACCAUUAUGAAUAUAAAUCAAAUGCUAUAUUUCAUCUCUUUUUGUAAUCAUCUCAUCAUCUCAGGUAAUUGGUGUAAGAAAAUGUCCAUCAUAAAUUCAACUUCAUUAUGCACCUGAGAAUUAAUGUUGAAAAGAAACCAUAAGAAUUUAGUGAAUAUGGAAAAAUGUUCAUCCUUGUUACAUCUUAGUAUAUACUAGUAAAAUCUCAGAGAGAAAUCCUUGUGUAUGAUAAGAAUGUUGGAAAGCCUCCAGCCUGAAUCAGAUCUAUUUCAGCAUGAUUGCAUUCAUAGAGAAAAACCUUAUAAAAGUAAUGAAUGUAGAAAAACCUUCAGUCUGAAGCAGAUCCUUAUGGAGCAUAAGAAAAUGCAUACAGGAGAGAAAUUACAUAAAUGUACUGAAUGUGGUAAAGUGUUCUCUCGAGUCUCAUCCCUUACUCUACAUUUGAGAAGUCAUACACGGAAGAAAUCAUAUAAAUGUAAUAAAUGUGGAAAAGCCUUCAGCCAGAAGGGAAACUUACUUUCUCAUCAGAAACAUCACAUUGGAGAGAAAUCUUAUGAAUGUGGGAAAGCUUCUGUUCAGGUAUCAACCCUCAUCAGACAUCAGAGAAAUCAUACAGGAAACAAACCUUAUGCAUGUAAAGAAUGUGGGAAAGCCUUUAAUGGCAAGUCAUAUCUCACUGAACAUGAGAAAAUUCAUACUGGAGAGAAACCUUUUGAAUGUAAUCAAUGUGGAAGAGCUUUUAGCCAGAAGCAAUACCUCAUUAAACAUCAAAAUAUCCAUAGUGGGAAAAAACCCUUUAAAUGUAAUGAGUGUGGAAAAGCCUUUAGCCAAAAGGAAAACCUUAUUAUCCACCAGCGAAUCCAUACUGGAGAGAAACCUUAUGAAUGUAAAGGGUGUGGGAAAGCUUUCAUUCAAAAGUCAAGCCUCAUUAGACACCAGAGAAGUCAUACCGGAGAGAAACCCUAUACAUGCAAGGAAUGUGGGAAAGCCUUCAGUGGCAAAUCAAACCUCACUGAGCAUGAGAAAAUUCACAUUGGAGAGAAACCCUAUAAAUGUAAUGAAUGUGGAACAAUCUUCAGGCAGAAGCAAUAUCUCAUUAAACACCAUAAUAUUCAUACAGGAGAGAAACCCUAUGAAUGUAAUAAAUGUGGGAAAGCCUUUUCUCGAAUCACAUCACUUAUUGUACAUGUAAGAAUUCAUACAGGUGAUAAACCUUAUGAAUGUAAAAUAUGUGGGAAAGCCUUCUGUCAAAGCUCAUCUCUUACUGUGCAUAUGAGAAGUCAUACAGGUGAGAAACCUUAUGGUUGUAAUGAAUGUGGGAAAGCCUUUUCUCAGUUCUCAACUCUAGCUCUACAUAUGAGAAUCCAUACUGGUGAAAAACCGUAUCAGUGUAGUGAAUGUGGGAAAGCUUUCAGCCAGAAGUCACAUCACAUUAGACACCAGAGAAUUCAUACUCACUGAACUCUAUGAAUACUUUGAGUUUACAUACUUAGUGACAUAUUAGAACAUUCUUUUUACACUAAAGUGACAUUAAUGUGGGAACUCCUCCAACAGCAACUCAAAACUUGAAAUGCCAUGACGUUUAAUAAGAAGUAUCAAUAUAUUGAAAGUACUUCCCAAACUCCCACAACAAAUAUUAUUAAUGCUGUAUGUUAAGGAGUAUUCUCUUUGAAGUUAGGGCCCAGUAAUGAAGCUUAAUCAAUAUAUUCCUAUAAGGCCCAUGAGAUGCAUUAAGAAAAGAGGUUAUAGGGAUUUGAAAUUAAAAAACAGAAUUUUGUUUUGUUUUAUACUUACUACAUAUAUCAUUUGUAAAACUGUAGUCAUCAAAGAUAUUUGCUGUUGAUGCAGUCAGAAAAUAGACUGGGACAGAAUACUGAAUGCAGAAACAUGCACAAAUUCAUGGGGAAUUGACCAUUGAUAAAGGUGGUAUCCCAAGUGGGUAGAGAAAUAAUGGAUGAUUUUAAAAGAUGGUCUCAGGGCAAUUGACUCUCCAUAUGAAAAAAUAAUAGAUUUCUGCCAUCAUCAUAUAUUAAAAUGCUUCUUUUUUAAAAAGAGAUUUUUCCUAU
Molecule: messenger RNA, 3306 nt
Organism: Tupaia belangeri chinensis (Chinese tree shrew)
Lineage: Eukaryota; Metazoa; Chordata; Mammalia; Scandentia; Tupaiidae
Gene: ZNF260
Product: zinc finger protein 260
Biological process (GO): negative regulation of transcription by RNA polymerase II; regulation of immune system process; regulation of cytokine production
Cellular component (GO): nucleoplasm
Molecular function (GO): DNA-binding transcription repressor activity, RNA polymerase II-specific; RNA polymerase II cis-regulatory region sequence-specific DNA binding
Source: RefSeq, a predicted model, not a curated record